Messenger RNA from Schistosoma bovis, 2467 nucleotides. The record is from the annotation of a GenBank genome assembly. NCBI's taxonomy places the organism in Eukaryota, Metazoa, Platyhelminthes, Trematoda, Strigeidida, Schistosomatidae.
AAAACUAUUUGCAUGAGACAAUCUAUUCAUCUUUGAUGGGCAUUUUGGUUCCACAUAACGACAUUGUGUUACAAAAAUAAGAGGUUCGUUACAGGGUGACGAUAAGAUACUGAGUACCGUAAAGUAGCGUGAUAACUUCUGUGGUGAAGAAAUUUAAAAUCUCGAGGUCAUCUCCGGCCCAUCGUAUCCGUGCUUUUGAUUGAAUCUCCCUUUCAAUUCCAAGGGUUUUCUGACUUCAUCUAACAUCCCAUUCAAUUUUAGCAAAAAUGAGAGCUGUAAUCGAUAAAUGAUUAACGCUGAAUAUCCACUUAUUAGUUAUUUGACCACAAACAUUGGUACAAGGAGGCAUCAAAUAUAUAUGCGCCAUACAAUUCCAAUAGUUUGUGUGAGGGCUGGGACAGUUCCUGGGCGUCCAAACUGAAGCAAGUGGUUCAGUUAAGGGGCCGCACUCUUGUCUAAUCUUUUGCCAUGCCACCAUGUGGCAAUUUUCAGCUAUUCAAGUCGUUAAACAUUUUUGGUUCUAAUUUACUGUCAUUACGAGUAGCCUUAUUAUUAAAUCCUCCGUAUUCUUAUACCCUCUUCAUAUUUUUUACCAUUUAGUGUUGUUGCUACCAUCAUUAUGACAACUUUAUAGCUGUCUUUUGAUAAUGUUCAUUACCUUCGUCAUCCUGUGUAUAAUAAUCUUGACAAUCUACAUGUUUCUCGUACUCAAAUACCUCACAUUCUCUCGAAAAUCACAUUUGUUUACAAAUCGAAUUUGUGUGAAUACGGACAUUAUUUGGGAUUACUUUAAACUGAAGAUAAAACUGACACAUCUCACUACAUGGUAAAGUACUCAACUAUACAAAUCACUGCAGUUAAGGAAGAGUUCACACUCACCAAACUAAAUGAAUACAGUUUGUCGCACGGUGUUUGUUGCUUUUCCCUUCCAAAGAUUAUUGGCCUUUUUAGGUUGGGGCCGGCUAAGCUAGAGGAAAAGGUUAACACUGUCUUACAUUAUGCAAUUUUCAAAAUUUACACUAUUUUUCAGGUUUUCUAGACUAACUAGCUAAUCUAAAAGCAUUAAUAUUGAUAUGGUCUUGAGCUUAUAAUUAACUUCGGUCGUACGAUUGUCUUGUUUUAUAUUUAAAAAAAUAGGCAAACGUAUGCACAAAGGUAGAACCCGAAAGUUUACUGCCCCGGAAGAAAUUGAUCGUCAACUUGGAUUAUCUAAAGAAGCUGAAUCAUCUCUCCAUAAAACAAUUCAUGACAAGAAUAUUGACGAUACUGAAACGGAUGAUGAUGAUGAGGAGGAGGAGGAGGAUGAAGAUGAUGACGAUGAGCAAGACACAACUGAACGUCAUAAGGGUGUUAGUCAUUUGAUUGAAGUUUGCAAUCCUAAUCAUGUAAAAUCUUCCAAAACAGUUGUUCCUUCACGAAAAGAAGUUGCCGCAUCUAUUAAAGCUACAACUGAUCCAAUAAAAUUAUUAUCGGAAACUGAAUUAGCAGCUAACAUAGCACGCCUUCAAUUAGUUAGGAAAGAACGUGAAUUAGCAGCUCAAAAACUUGAACAAGAAAAACAAGCCCGUGAAGCACAGCGUGCAGCAAUCGCUGCAGCCAAACGUACAUCUCAGACAAAACCACAACAGAAAAGUGGUCGUAGUGGUAAACAACAUACUAAAAGUAACAAAGAACAUCAAAUAGUCAAUCAAAGAAACAAUACAAACUCAUCAGUACUCACCGAUGAUAACUGAUCGAUUAAUUGGUUGGUCAAUGAUUAUAUUGUUCCUAAGUCUAUGCUUGUCUGAUGACUCAAAUAUAAAGAUGAGGAAUAACAACUAUGUUGCAAAGUUGACACACAUAUUCACCUUUUCGUUUGAUAAAAAAAAUACUCAAACAAAUCCAACUAUUCUUAUUCUUUUCGAUACAUGCCAUAAAACUGUUUUAGAUUACGUUCUCUGUUAUUUGACUUUCUGUAUUAAUAACAUGAAAAGUUAAUUCAUAAAUUGUAUACUUUUUAUCCAACAUGCUCUUUUAUACAUUUUAAUAACUAGAUAAAACAUUUAUAUAUAUACAGCUGUAUUCCUGUAUGGUUGUAUUAAGCUUGAUAAUACCUUCAAUGAGCUUUUGGAGUAUAGUGCAAUCACUAAGUAAAGAAUUUCAAGGUUUAGCACAGUAUAGCGAAUACAAAAUGAUAAGUGGUUUUCAUGAAAUUAUGAAUGGUUGGGACGUGCCACAUGUAUCUGAUUCUAUAGCCUACCUUAAUAUACUAUGCUGGCAAGUGUAGAAUUAACUUAGGGAAGACCAGAAAUGGUUAAAUGAAGAAUGGAUCAGUCUAUGAAUUUACUGACUGUUUUUGUCUCAUUUGUGUUGGUCGAUUUAAAGAUCCUAACGAGGAUGCGUGAGAUAAAAAGGAUCUUGGACUUAGAUUUUCCGUCAGUGAAAGAAUGAACUGUUUCAUUAGGCAAGAAGUGUAUUAUACUUAGAA